Molecule: messenger RNA, 453 nt
Organism: Zasmidium cellare ATCC 36951
Lineage: Eukaryota; Fungi; Ascomycota; Dothideomycetes; Mycosphaerellales; Mycosphaerellaceae
Exons: 1
Coding region: 1-453 (150 amino acids)
Source: RefSeq, a predicted model, not a curated record
AUGUCCUCUCCAAGACGCAGUCCGAUGUUCUUCAACUCCUCCCCAUUCAUAGGCGUCCAAGACACCAGCCGACGUUCGGAAAUAUCGCCGCCAGUCACUACCAUGGAAACUGGUCAACCGACCUACGCACCAAGUAGCGAACACGCGCGUCUCUCCACGGCCAACGACGAGGACGAUGUCGAAUCUCUCCCGUCCUACGGCACCGUCGCGCGCGACUUUCCACCGACCUACUGCACCUACGGCAUCUGUGCGGUCCACGGAAUGUCGUGUAUUCCAGCGAAAUGCUGCAUCGAUCGAGAGCUCAGGAUGGCGAGUCGAAGAGAAGAUAGGAACUGGCCUGCGCGAGCUGGGACUUUACCGGCUCUGUGUUUGGCUUGUGGAAUUUGGUCGUUCGCGAUCCUUUUCGCUAUCGUGGUAUUUGCACCUGAAGGUUCCUCGGAUACGAAGCCUUGA